Messenger RNA from Hyaloperonospora brassicae, 3015 nucleotides. The record is from the annotation of a GenBank genome assembly. Lineage: Eukaryota; Oomycota; Peronosporomycetes; Peronosporales; Peronosporaceae.
AUGUUCCCCCGCGCACGUUCGCUCCGCCGCGUGUCGCAAACCGUCGCGCGUCGCAGCGCUCCGUCCGUUGCGAUUGGCCGCCGUGCGCGCUCGGACUACGCGCCCACCGACGCGUUCCUCCAUCGGCACUUGGGCGUCUCGUCCGACAGCGACCGCCAGGCCAUGUUGGCGACCAUCGGGUACGACUCUGUCGACGCGCUCGUGGCCGCGACAGUGCCAGAAGAGAUCCGCCUGUCGACGUCGCUCGAGCUGCCGCCGCCGCUCAGCGAGAGCGAAGCGCUGGCUGCGAUCCGAGCGAUCGCGUCGAAGAAUCAGACGCUCAAGUCGUUUAUCGGCAUGGGCUUUAGCGACACACUGACGCCGCCGCCCAUUGUGCGCCACUUGCUCGAGAGCCCCGGCUGGUACACGUCGUACACGCCGUACCAGGCCGAAGUCGCGCAGGGCCGUCUCGAGCUGCUGCUGAACUUCCAGACCAUGAUCGCCGACCUCACGGGACUCGCGUACGCGAACGCGUCGCUGCUGGACGAGGCGACGGCGGCGGCCGAAGCGAUGGCGCUGAUCCACGGCACGUUCCAGGGCAAGCGCCGCAAGUUCUUUGUCGACCGCGACGUGCACCCGCAGACCAUUGGGAUGAUGCGCACGCGCGCGCAGCACGUGGACAUCGAGCUCGUGGUCGGCGACGUGGCGCGGGACUUGGACCUGCAGGACGGCGCCUUCAGCGGCGUGUUGGUGCAGUACCCCACGACGUUUGGGGCCGUGCGCGACUACCGGACGUUCGUCACGGAGGCGCACGAGGCGAAGCUCGUGGUCGCGGUCGCGACCGACUUGUUGAGCCUCACGCAGCUCACGCCCCCGGGCGAGUGGGGCGCCGACAUUGCCCUGGGCUCGGCCCAGCGCUUUGGCGUGCCCCUGAUGUUUGGCGGCCCGCACGCGGCGUUUCUGGCCACGACCAAGCAGUACUACCGCAAGAUGCCCGGCCGCAUCAUUGGCGUGUCGGUGGACGCGCGCGGCGAACCGGCGGUGCGGAUGGCCAUGCAGACGCGCGAGCAGCACAUUCGGCGGGACAAGGCGACGAGCAACAUUUGCACGGCCCAAGCGCUGCUGGCGAACAUGGCCGCGGCCUAUGCGAUCUACCACGGGCCCGAAGGGCUGUGUGCCAUUGCAGCGCGUGCGAACCUGUACGCGGCGACACUGGCUGCUGGUCUGGAGCAGUUUGCCCCGAGGUGUCGCGUCGUGCACGACGCGUUCUUUGACACGCUGGAAGUCGACGUGUCGCGGUCCAACGCGUCAGCAGCUGAGGUCGCGCAGGAGGCGACGAAACGCGGGGUGAACGUGCGUGUGAUUGACGACACGCGCGUGGGCGUGUCGAUGGGGGAGAGCGUGGAGCUGAACGAUCUGCGGAAGCUGUUGCUGGCGUUUGGAGCUGCUGAAGCCGACGUGCAAGUGGACCUGAGCGACGUCCUGAGUGCGCGGGCUCGGGAGAUUCAGGCGAAGAGCAUUCCUGAAGCACUGCGGCGGACGACGGCGUACCUGACCCACGGGAUCUUCCACAAGUACCGCUCCGAGACGGAGCUCACGCGGUACUUGAAACGACUGGAGGACAAGGACUUGGCCCUGAACCGCUCCAUGAUCUCGCUGGGCAGCUGCACGAUGAAGCUCAAUGCGGUGUCGGAGCUCGCGCCGGUGUCGUGGCCCGAGUUUAUGAACGUGCACCCGUUCGUGCCGGAAGAGCAGAGUGCUGGGUACCGGGAGCUCAUUGACUCGCUGAACCACUCGCUUGCAGUCAUCACGGGCUUUAGCGCCGUGUCGACGCAGCCGCAGAGUGGCGCCCAAGGCGAAUACGCCGGGCUGCUGACCAUCCGCAACUACCAGCGGUCCAUUGGCCAGGGCCACCGCAACGUGUGCCUGAUCCCCGUGUCGGCCCACGGCACGAACCCUGCCAGUGCUGUCAUGGCGGGCAUGAAGGUCGUCGUGGUCAAGUCGGACGAUCGCGGCAACAUUGACCGGGCCGAUCUUGCGGCCAAGGCGGCUGAGCACUCGGACAACCUGAGUGCGUUCAUGAUUACGUACCCCUCGACGUUUGGUGUGUUUGAAGCUGGUAUCAAGGACAUGACGGACCUCAUCCACUCGCACGGAGCGCAAGUGUACAUGGAUGGAGCCAACAUGAACGCCCAAGUCGCUGUCUGUCAUCCAGGCGGCAUUGGCGCCGACGUGUGCCACUUGAACCUGCACAAGACGUUUUGCAUCCCACACGGCGGCGGUGGUCCGGGCGUGGGCUCCAUUGGCGUGGCUGCUCACUUGGCUCCGUUCUUGCCAGGGCAUUCGGUAGUGCCAACCGGUGGAGAAGGCGAGUUCACGGUGAAGAAGACGACGUCGGCCGUGAGCGGUUCGCCCUUUGGCAGCGCAGGUAUCCUGCCGAUCUCGUGGAUGUACAUCAACAUGCUUGGCGAACAGGGGCUCAAGCAGGCGACGUACACGGCCAUCCUGAAUGCCAAUUACAUGGCGACGAAGCUCGAGAGCCACUACGAAGUGGCGUUCCGCGGUGCUAAUGGGACCUGUGCGCACGAGUUCAUCAUCGACAUUCGUCCGUUCAAGGCCUGUGGCAUUGUCGAGGAGGACGUGGCCAAGCGGUUGCAAGACUUUGGCUUUCACAGUCCGACCAUGUCGUGGCCUGUGGCUGGUACACUGAUGAUUGAGCCGACCGAGAGCGAGAGCAAAGCGGAGAUGGAUCGCUUUUGCGACGCCCUGGCCAUCAUUCGGCGCGAGAUUGAGGACGUUGCGACCGGUGUGAUUGCCGUGGAAGACUCGCCGCUGAAACACGCGCCGCAUACGGUGGACCAGGUCACAGCGAGCGUGUGGGACCGCAAGUACUCUCGAGAACAGGGCGCGUUUCCUGCGCCGUGGCACAUGGGCGGCAAGAACAAGUCGUACUGGCCACCAGUGGGUCGCAUUGACAAUGUGCAUGGAGACCGUAAUCUCGUGUGCAGCUGUCCGCCUCUAUCGGACUACGAGUAA